AUGUCUUUUGGUUCUUCGAGCCGCUUGAAUGGAAAACAAGCCUUCGCUGUAACUCGAAACUUACUUCCUGCAGUCAAGCCCGACAUACCAUUUGCGCAAAUUACGCAGGCGCCUGCGCACAGCUUUCUUGCUUGGACCUUUGGACGAGGUACUGUGAUAUAUAAAAUCUGGCCCGCUGUGAUCUUUCAGACUCUCUUUGCUGUUGUCAUCGUUACUUUGGAAGAAAAAGCAGGUGUUAAACAUCUUGCAAUCCCCAACGUCAUGUUGACCGUACUUGUAGGUGUUGUUCUUGGUUUCGUGCUAUCUUAUAGGGCUAUGUCAGGCUACGACCGUUAUUGGCAGGGGCGAACUGCUUGGUCUGAUGUUAUCCAGCAUUCGCGCUCACUGGGGCGUCUGAUUUGGUAUCAUGUCCCCCCUCGGUUGACUCCGAGAACUGCAGAAGAAAUUUCCACUGGCUUGAUGAACCGCACAAGUUCGGAACUUGUGAGGGUCAUGGCGGAGAAAAGAAUGGCACUUGAUUUGAUCCUAGGAUUUGCUGUUGCUUUGAAACAUCAUCUUCGAGGUGAAGUUGGCAUCUACUACGAGGAUCUAUAUUCUCUCGUUCGUCCUUUACACGAACACGAUCAUACUCAAGGACAAAAGCAGGCUGCGAUGACCUCUGCUCUCUCACUUCCUACACGAGUGCGCAGAAUUGCCUCUAAUCCCGCACUCCCUCAAGCACAAACGUCGGCAUCAGGUAUCAGCCGAGAAUCCUCGCCUCCCAAAAAACAUCGUGUCCACUAUCACACCGAACAUCCCAACACUAGCGAGAGCACCUACGGUACCUUCCCCGGGCCCAUCUCCGAAUCUCCGAGUGGGUCAAUUCAUCGAGUUCCAUCUAAUGCAUCCUUUCAGAGCCAACACCAAGUCCUUGCUCCUUCACAGCAGCCCGGCGAACAAGACAUGAUGAAAGAUGUUUCUACCGAGCUCAUUCCUUUUGCAGGGAUAUUUGGGGGUCUUAAGCGUCUUUUCUCCCGAAAGAAAGCAUACUCUGAGCUUUCCACUUUGGAGUCCGGAGGGAAAAACCCUUGGGGUUAUGAUGCGAGUCAGAGAAAAUGGAGCGGUCCUCUACAACCGAGGAUCGGAAAGGAGAAGCAUACAGUAUCUGCCGCAACUCGUGGUGAAAAUUUGCCCCUGGAAAUUCUUAGGUGCAUGAGCGAGUGGUGCAGUGUUCUGGAAGAGAGAAAUACUGUUCCGGGUACGAGCCUGGGCUCUAUUAUUGGUACCGUCUCUUCUCUUGAAGCGACGUUGUCCGCCCUCGAACAGAUUCUUACUACACCUCUACCUUUUACACAUCAAACAGUACGUGUUAAAUUAAUUCCCUUCAGCACCGUCUGGAUCUACCUCUUCUUCCUACCUUUCCAACUUGUAGCCGAGUUCAAAUGGCACACUAUCCCGGGUGUCGCUUUGGCGGCGUUUAUUUACCUUGGUUUCCUUGCAGCUGGCGAGGAGAUUGAGCAGCCAUUUGGCUAUGACGAAAACGAUCUCGACUUAGACAUGUUCUGCGGUGAGAUCAUCCAAGUGGACAUUGAAAACUUGAAGAAGUCGCCAUGCCUCAAUGCCUAUUUUCCUCCUACCCCCCAGAUUCAACGGCUUGUCAGACAUCGUUCCAUGACUCUCACAGAGACCACUGCUCGUGAGGAGAUAUCUGAUUCAGAUCUAGAAUACUGA
Messenger RNA from Lentinula edodes (shiitake mushroom), 1710 nucleotides. RefSeq names its product Bestrophin, RFP-TM, chloride channel-domain-containing protein. Bases 1 to 1710 code for a protein of 569 amino acids. The record is from RefSeq and is a predicted model, not a curated record. Gene Ontology annotation, molecular function: chloride channel activity. NCBI's taxonomy places the organism in Eukaryota, Fungi, Basidiomycota, Agaricomycetes, Agaricales, Omphalotaceae. The transcript is spliced from 12 exons.